AUGUCCAGCGAGACUGCACCAUCUGUCAUCCGUGUGGGCUCACGGGCGACCAGGACAGUCCACAUUAGCCAAGAGAACGUCAACACCUUCGGCGACGUCAUUGACGACCACAACCCCAUUCACAGUGACCCGGAGGCGGCAAAGGCGGCGGGCUUUCCCACCACUAUUUGCUACGGCAUGUACGCCGGCUCGCUCUUCUCGGGUCUCAUGGCGAAGGAGAUGCCCGGGCCUGGCACUGUGUAUUUGUCGCAGAACUUGCGCUUCACCGCCCCGGUGUUCGUCGGCGACGACCUCGAUGUCAUCGUGGAGGUCCGAGAGUUCCGCAAGGAUAAGGGUCUCAUCUCUCUCUCCAACACCGUACAAAAGACGGACCCCUCAACCGGCAAGACAACCGUGUGCGUUGAAGGGUCUGCCGUGGUCAUGAACAAGACUCUGCAGUUUGAGGGGGAGAGUGAGUGGUCUGUGACGAAGUAG
Messenger RNA from Leishmania mexicana MHOM/GT/2001/U1103, 474 nucleotides. RefSeq names its product maoc family dehydratase-like protein. Lineage: Eukaryota; Euglenozoa; Kinetoplastea; Trypanosomatida; Trypanosomatidae. The transcript has a single exon. The record is from RefSeq and is a predicted model, not a curated record. The coding region runs from base 1 to 474 and encodes 157 amino acids.